AUGGAAGAUGUUGUUAUGAACGAUGGAGACUGGGCAAUUCAAGACUGGGUAAUGGCCGACGCCAAGGGUAUGUUCCUGAAUCUCGAGUGCUGCUAUGAGCGUGAUCAGGGUACUGAUUUCUCGAUUGAUCCAGCUCUUGGCCUUUGGCCCGACUCCAACCCCAUCGCGGAAAUCUCUCGGGGUCUUAUCGUGUCUGAUGGGACCUACUUUGAAUUGGACCAGAUGAAGGAUGACUCGAUUGAUCCAAAUCUUGGUCUUUGGCCCUCUACCUCCCAACCGAUCUCUGAUUUCCCUCUCCAUGACGAGCUCGUCCCUGCCAAUUACCUGGGGACCGCACCUCCAACUGAGCAGAAGUCUCUAACCCUAUUUUCAUCUCUCGAAGCAGCUCAAGCUGCCGUGCGUCGUAAAGUGCCGGUUAUCACCGAUCAAACUCUCCCCCAGACCACUGAGGAACAUCAGCGCCUGAUCGUCGACCUCAAGAAGGCAAUGCUAUCCACCACAUAUGUUACAGAUAAUGACAAGGCCAAAAAGGCUUUUUCCAACGGCCAGUACAGCGACCAAGAGAUCGAGUUGGCUUGCUGGAGCCUCCUUGUGAGUUUACCUGUACCCCACUCGUCGAAUUGA
Molecule: messenger RNA, 624 nt
Organism: Penicillium verhagenii
Lineage: Eukaryota; Fungi; Ascomycota; Eurotiomycetes; Eurotiales; Aspergillaceae
Exons: 1
Coding region: 1-624 (207 amino acids)
Source: RefSeq, a predicted model, not a curated record